AUGGUGAAGGUGGAGCCAGGAAGAAACGAGAUGAGUGGAAGUUCUGCAAAAACUUCUGGGGUUACAAAGAGAGUGAUCAUCUUGAAGAUUCGUAAGCCAGAGGAGCCGCCGAAGAGGUUGGGUAAGAUUUUAAAGUCGGCGCCGAUCGACCCUGCUGCGGCUUAUCGUGAAAAGGUUCGCAAACAACUGGAGCUGGCGUUUUCCAGAGUUGCUAAUGAAGCCGACGACGAGGGCGGCGUGAAGCCUGAUGUGACGGCGUGUGACCCUGUUCGAGUUGCCGCUUCUGUAGAGUCGGCGAUGUUCGAGAAGAUUGGUUGGUCUAAUGGGAUUAAGAAGGCCAAAUACCGAUCAGUGAUGUUCAACCUCAACGACCCAGAAAACCCGAAUUUGCGGAGGAAGGUGCUUCUUGGACAGAUCAAGCCGGAGGUGCUUGUGACCAUGUCUGCGAUGGAGAUGGCAAGCCAGAAGAGGCAGCGUGAGAAUAUCCAAAUUCAAUUGAAGUCCCUGAACAGAUGCUUGCAUGAUACCGAAUUGAAAGAAAAGGCCUCCACCGACAUGUUUCAGUGCAGCCGGUGCCGUGAGCGCAAGUGCACUUACCAUCAACUGCAGACCAGGAGCGCCGACGAGCCAAUGACAACCUAUGUCACGUGCGUAAAUUGCAACAACCAUUGGAAGUUCUCAUAA
This is a messenger RNA of Corylus avellana, 684 nucleotides long. RefSeq names its product transcription elongation factor TFIIS. Lineage: Eukaryota; Viridiplantae; Streptophyta; Magnoliopsida; Fagales; Betulaceae. The record is from RefSeq and is a predicted model, not a curated record. Gene Ontology annotation, biological process: DNA-templated transcription. Gene Ontology annotation, molecular function: zinc ion binding; nucleic acid binding. Gene Ontology annotation, cellular component: nucleus.